AUGGCGGAUCAAGAUGAAACGAACAUCGAAAAACAGGCGCUGCUGGCUGAUGAAUCCGAGGAGAGGUUCGAGAGCAGCGGUGGAGUGACUCCGACGGACAAGUCAACUCGUCCAUUCAAGAAAUGGAUAGACAGCUUUCGAGGGCGGAAACACGAGUCUCCCAUAUACCAAAAGAAGUAUGUAGAGGGCUGGUCAGAUUCAUCUUCUCAUGGCUCGCAAGGUCACCAGUCGAGUGCAUCCGACUCAUCACAGCUCGGAACCGUCAAAACAACCACAGCAAGCAUUGGCAGCCAGAGUUUGAUAAGAUCGAGGACAACUAUUCAAAGCGCAAGAAGCCAGAGCAUACGAUCGGAUGUGCGUUAUUCUGGUGAGAGCUCUCGGCCAACCUCAAGUCAACAUGCCGAUGAGGCUGCGGAAACACGGGCCACCAGACGGCGCCAUAUCCUACAGGAACUUGUUGAAACCGAGUCUGAUUAUGUACUUGGUCUGAAAGCUCUUAUCGGGAUCCUUACGAUAUUUGAAACGAGGCGCGAGAUCUAUGACAACAUCCAGAUGAUCCUUGGAAUCCAUGAACGUUUUUUGACCCAGCUUCAUACAGCAUCUCCCAUGUCAGUACCUCAGGCUCAACAGGCAGGCGCCUCUGAGCUUACAUCCCGGGGAAUUACCAAGCGUAUAGGGACCAUUGACCUGGGUAGCCUAAAGGGUCUCCAACAACGAUCUUUGAGGACUCGAUCACUGAAGGCAUCGGUGAAUCGGCGCCUUAUGGCACUCACCGCUGAACCAACAGAGGGACUAGAGGUUGCCCGUGAACUUGGAACAUUGUCACUUUCAAUCCCGGUGUAUGACCAAUUUUGCAGCAACUAUGAACUAUUGACACAGGACGUUGCUCUUUUACGCCGGUCAAUUGCCAACUGGACAAUAUAUGAUCAGGGAAUCGAGGCACUUUCAAAAUCGGUCGCGUCGACAGAGCGACGCAGACAAGAGGACAACAAAUCAAUGACAUUAAAUGAUAUGUUGAUAAAGCCCAUUCAACGUCUUUGCAAAUACCCCCUUGUGCUACAAGAUCUGCUCAGAUCUACCCCUGUUAGUGAUUGUCCGUCUUCCCAUGACGGAAUCCAGCAAGUUUUGGACAGUAUGCGAGUACUGGUGACACAGAUCAAUUUGGCAGCUGGUAACCCGAUCAACAAAGAUCGCAUCCAUAAGACAGUCGUUCUGCAGAAGAAGGUGGAUAUCUCGAAAUCGGACGCGCUCCAGAGUAUAUAUAAAGACCUAGGCCCGUUGGUCAUGUGCGGCGUGCUCCAUGUCACAUAUCAAACGGCGCAAAUCACCAACGGGGAGUUCAUGGUCUGUGUGCUUUUUCAACGCUACCUUUUCUUCGCCAAGGGAAUUGAUGACCAGCGUCGGUUGGAAGCGGUGGCCUGUGUCUACCUAGACAGUCUCAAGAUUGAUACGCUUCAAAAUGGACAAGAUCGGAACUACGAAUUUGUUCUCAGUGCAUCAUCGGCAGCGGAAGAAAAGCAAUGGAGCACGGAGAUUCUCAAAAUGUCGGCCGCUUUGGCCGAAACGGGCCAGCCCGGGUCGUGGGAGCCAAGAAAACAUUCUUUCUUGGCCCUCCAACUGUUGCCUCUGGACCAUGUUCAAUACACAGUAUCCUCUAUGGCGCGGAGGUCGAUGGAUUCAACGACCAUUUCCCGCAAGUCCCGCGUUCAACAUGUAGUCAUUAAGAAAACGCACUACCCGCGGCACACUGAAGAACCAGUCACACAGGCUGAAGGCGAGAUUGAACGGCCCAAGACACCUGCUGACCGCUCCGCAUUGAUAUUGACUGCUCGCCGGAGUGACCGAGUCCGACUAGAGCGACUGAUCUCAGAUGUCUACACAGGAGAUCUCCUUCCAUCGCCAGGAAUGGUUCUUGGAAGGGGUGAUCUCUUCCUACGUGGUCCGCUCAUGAGAGGGCUCAGCCUUCGCCCGGGGUUCACCAAACGGUCGAACUCUGUCAGCACCUUUCACCCAGGAAGAGCAUCGACCGAUAUGCGCUCUGAUAGAGGCGACGAGGGAGUGGACAAGAGUGUGGUAGACAGCAGCGAGAUAGGGGAGGAUAAGGAAGCCGAGUAUGAGUUGCCUCAAACACCCACCACGCCUCGGCGGUCAAAAACAUUCCUUUUCAAAGGUUCACCCAAAAACCCCUCGUCGUCUGUCUCCUCGCCUCGCAGCGACCCGCGACAGAGCCAGGAUGGAAAUUCCGAGUCAUCUCCGUCUUCCAAGAAGUGGUCAUCUCCAAAGAAUCUGUUUAGUGCCUUGGCACCCAAGAAGCUGAAAAAGACCCGCUCUGAUGCUGAGUGA
Penicillium hordei is the source of this 2343-nucleotide messenger RNA. RefSeq names its product putative Rho guanyl nucleotide exchange factor. Gene Ontology annotation, molecular function: guanyl-nucleotide exchange factor activity. The coding region runs from base 1 to 2343 and encodes 780 amino acids. The record is from RefSeq and is a predicted model, not a curated record. Gene Ontology annotation, biological process: intracellular signal transduction. The transcript has 6 exons. Lineage: Eukaryota; Fungi; Ascomycota; Eurotiomycetes; Eurotiales; Aspergillaceae.